CCCAGGCAGAGUUUAUGAGUCCUAUUUGCUGAAACGAGUGAAUACGCUAGCUAAAAGCUGAACAUCCGUACAGCAUGAAGUGAUUAUUACUGUCCUCGAGCGUUUAAAGAGCGUUGCAAUUGUGCGUUAUUUACUCCCUAACUUGAGAAUGCAAAGCAAUAAAUGUGUUGGAACUAAUACCGGACAAUGCUCCUGCACUAGAAGUAUUCACUUCAGGGAAAGUGAAAGCUAUAUGACGCUGACAUCAAGAGGCGAUUCAUCACUUUUACAAGAUUUCUUUUUUUAACAGAGCACAACUAAAGGAAGAUCAUGGCACCUUCUCCUCUGCAUGUGUUUAAAAAGGAGACUGGAUUUGCACAGGAAAGCCAGCCUCAAAUCCUGGUCUGUGGUUUUUUAGUGGCUGGGGGAGCCUUUCUGCUACUGGUGCUGCUCGUGUUUCUCUGCAAUAACUGCCAGAGAAACAACAAAGAAAAGAAAGUCAAGAUUGAUGGUGUGAAGUUAGUUGGUAUGUCCGUAGGGCACAUGCAACAGCUUCGACCUGUUAAUACACCUGAACUGGGAGUACGCAAUCUUAACAGAAUGUCUUACUAUGGUGAAAAUGGUCUCAGAAGUUGGUCAGCCAGUAUGGAUUACCUACAUCCACUAGGAACAGAACAUUUGGAGGAGGGAGCAGGUGAGGAGAGAAAUUCAAGAAUUCAACAGACCAGAGAGUUGCCCAGACUUCCUGAAAAUAAUUACAAAGAUGGAAAGCUGUCUGCUUUGAGAAAUACAGCUGAUAUGGAUUGUAUUUAUGCCAAUGCAGAAAAAUAUCCUUGUCAGGAGAACUCUAUUGAAGACUCAUUGUAUGAAAGUGUUGGAACCAAUCAUGAAGUAGAUCAUAAUAAUCUUCAAAGUGUUAGGCAAUCAAAACUUGAAUAUAGAGCUAAUGAAAUAGAAGCAUCUUUAAAGUCUCAAAGACAACUGACACAACGUUUUGAGGAGUCACCUGGAAACAUGGACGUACCAGAAUAUGCCUCAAUUCGAAGAAUGAAGAAGAAAGAAAGGCUGCCAAACCUGGAGGGUGUACAGGAACAACAACCAAGAACAAAUGUAAAGAAUGGUAAUGUGGUGUUACCAGGACCUAGAAACUAUGGGAAACAAUUAAGGAUUGAAGAAAAAUCUACUUUAUUACAGACUGAGAAUCACAGUUCUGCGAUACAAGGCAGCCUGAAGUCUAUCACAGAGUGUGAAGCAACAAAAUCCCUAAAAGAAUGUAGGGAGGAGAGAAUUCCAUGUGCCAAUCUAACCGAAGGACGGCCAAGUGCUGAUAGUGCCUGUUUUAAGGGAAAAGGUUACAGCUUCAAUAAAUCGCAUGAACAACUCCACUCACUCACAGAUGAAGAGAUUGCAGCAAUGUAUUCAAAGGUGGUAAAAAACGGUCCCAGAAAGGAAAUGGCACUAUCACUGAAUACAGGACUCCAAAAAGGAGGCAAAUUAAAUCAUCAUUUCUGGUCAACUGGGAAUUUAAAUGAAGAAGAGUCAGAAUAUGAGUCCAUCAAGAGCCCACGGUGGCACUCAGGCAAUCAGAUAACGGGCGACGAAUCUGAUUAUGCUUCAGUUAAUGAAAGGACCUGGGGAAUGAAAUUCAGAAAUGAAGGAGGAGGAAGAGGAAGAGAUGAAGAAGGGGAGGAGGAAGAAGAACCUGACCCAGGCUACGAAGCAAUUAACAUAAAAUGGAAGAAAAUUAAUUUUGCUAUUAAGAGUGGCAAAAUACACAAGAUUGCUCAUGAAGCCCAAACAGAAAACUAUUAUGAAAGUAUCAAUGAACUGCAGCAGAGCCGUACACAUACACGAGUGCUAACAUCAGGUGAUGGCAAAGAGGUCUACAUAACAGGACUGUAGAUGAGCAUUUCAUAGCACGGAGUAAAACUCCACUUGUGGUUGAAGUUGAACUGACAAUAUCCUUUUCUUAAAAGGAGGAAGUCUGAGUUAUAUGAAGCAGUUUGAUCAUUUUAGAAAAACCAUGACUGAUGUCUUAUGCGAUGGUAGAAUUUUUAGAUCCAGUGACUGAAAUAUAAAACACACAAUAGUAUUGAUCAACUUGUUGCCAAUAUUAGUGGAUGUACACU
Rhincodon typus (whale shark) is the source of this 2108-nucleotide messenger RNA. RefSeq lists its product as uncharacterized. Gene Ontology annotation, cellular component: plasma membrane; membrane raft. The transcript has 8 exons. The record is from RefSeq and is a predicted model, not a curated record. The coding region runs from base 310 to 1881 and encodes 523 amino acids. Gene Ontology annotation, biological process: intracellular signal transduction; negative regulation of T cell activation. NCBI's taxonomy places the organism in Eukaryota, Metazoa, Chordata, Chondrichthyes, Orectolobiformes, Rhincodontidae.